Messenger RNA from Prosopis cineraria, 2839 nucleotides. Its product is annotated as protein REDUCED WALL ACETYLATION 2-like. The record is from RefSeq and is a predicted model, not a curated record. Gene Ontology annotation, biological process: plant-type secondary cell wall biogenesis; xyloglucan metabolic process; xylan biosynthetic process. Gene Ontology annotation, cellular component: Golgi apparatus. NCBI's taxonomy places the organism in Eukaryota, Viridiplantae, Streptophyta, Magnoliopsida, Fabales, Fabaceae. The transcript is spliced from 15 exons. Gene Ontology annotation, molecular function: acetyltransferase activity. The coding region runs from base 237 to 1883 and encodes 548 amino acids.
GUCGGUGUGUGCUUUGAACUCGUUUUGGUUUAUCUCGCUUUCUCCCGUUCUCUAGCUCUCUUCUUCUCUCUUACUGAACAAAGCCGCCAUUGUUUCUCCGCAAAUUCUUCUCCUUCUUCUCCUUUUCUGCUAGAUCUGCUCUCCGAUCUUCAUCGCAUUCAAUGCUCCUCCGUUUUCUGCGCCAAUUACCGUGAUUCCAGUGACCCGACUCUUCUUCCUCUUCACUCUUUUUCAAUAUGAUUAUCUCUAGUCCCGUGACCCCUGGUCAGGUUUCCUGCCUGCUUGGAAUUAUUCCUGUCGUCGCCGCAUGGAUAUAUUCGGAGAUAUUGGAGUAUAGGAAAAAUUCAUUCACUUCCAAAGUUAGGACUUCGGAUGUCAAUUUAGUUGAAAUGAGUAGUGGUGCUGUUAAAGAAGAGGAUACGGUAGUUUUAUUAGAAGGGGGAGCCUUGCAGACAGGCUCUCCAAAAGCUCGAAGUUCCACAUCACCAAUUUUUCGAUUCCUUUUGAUGGAUGAAAGUUUUCUGAUUGAAAACCGUUUGACACUUCGAGCAAUGUCUGAAUUUGGUCUCCUUUUGGCUUACUUUUAUUUCUGUGAUCGUACAGAUCUGUUUAACUCAUCAAAAAAGAGUUACAACAGGGAUCUCUUCUGGUUUCUCUAUUCCCUCCUCAUCAUAGUUUCUGCAAUGACUUCUUUUAAGAUACAUCAUGACAAGUCUCCAUUCUCUGGAAAAUCCAUACUUUAUUUGAAUAGGCACCAGACUGAAGAAUGGAAAGGCUGGAUGCAGGUUUUGUUCUUGAUGUACCAUUACUUUGCUGCAUCUGAGAUCUAUAAUGCAAUUCGUAUAUUCAUUGCUGCAUACGUCUGGAUGACUGGCUUUGGGAACUUCUCGUAUUAUUACAUACGGAAAGAUUUUAGUCUAGCGAGGUUUGCACAGAUGAUGUGGCGGCUUAAUUUCUUGGUGUUGUUCUGCUGUGUUGUCCUUAACAACAGUUAUAUGUUAUACUACAUCUGUCCUAUGCAUACUCUUUUCACUCUCAUGGUUUAUGGGGCACUUGUUAUUCUGAACAAGUACAACGAGAUUGGAUCAGUUAUUGCAGCAAAAAUCAUUGGUUGCUUCUUGGUGGUCAUACUAGUAUGGGAGAUACCUGGAGUGUUUGAAUGGGUCUGGAGCCCAUUUUCUUUCCUGCUUGGUUAUACUGAUCCUAACCCUGCAAAAUCUCACUUUCCUCGUCUGCAUGAAUGGCAUUUCCGCUCAGGGCUUGAUCGCUAUAUCUGGAUAAUUGGAAUGAUUUAUGCUUAUUAUCAUCCAACUGUUGAAAGAUGGAUGGAGAAAUUGGAGGAAAUGGAAAUCAAGCGUAGAAUAUCAAUCAAAGCUGUUGUUGUGCUAAUAUCUUUACUGGUCGGUUAUUUAUGGUUCGAGUAUAUAUACAAGCUGGACAAGCUUGCUUACAACAAAUAUCAUCCAUAUACCUCAUGGAUCCCUAUAACCGUAUACAUAUGCCUGCGAAAUGUUACACAGAGUUUCCGAGGCUACACUUUGACCCUUUUUGCAUGGCUUGGAAAGAUCACAUUGGAAACCUACAUCUCCCAGAUCCAUAUCUGGUUAAGGUCUGGCGUUCCAGAUGGUCAACCCAAAUUAUUGCUUUCUUUAAUCCCAGACUACCCAAUGUUGAAUUUUAUGCUCGUUUCUUCUAUAUAUAUUGCAAUUUCUUACAGGCUCUUUGAACUGACAAAUAAACUAAAAAUAGCAUUUGUGCCAAGCAAAGACGAUAAACGUCUUGUAUACAACAUAGUUACAGCUACAACAAUCUCAGUUGUUUUAUAUUCCUUGUCCUUUGUCUUCCUAAGAUUACCUCAGAUGUGGGUAAGUGUUAAUGUGUAAUUGCCCUGAACUUUUUUUGGUCUGUGCCGGCUUUUAAUCUGUAAGCGUAACUCAUUGCUAUCCAUUAGUCGAUAUUAUGAUCAUGUAUGCAUCCACGCACAACUGAGUACAUGCAUGUAUAUCAAUGCAUAUUAACACAACUGCAUGCAGCAUUCAUUCAUGUCAAAACAUAUUUUACCUGGCAAGGAGUGAUGCUGAUGCAAAGAAAGCUGGUUAUCUUCAUUUUUGGACGGGAACCUUGUUGCAUUCAUUGAGCGUAAAUAAUUUAUGUAACGAGUUUGUUGUCUGGAAAAUCUUUUGAGCGCCCGUUUAUUAUAUUUUUUGUGUGAAAAGUCUUCUGAGGAAUUUUGAGAAGGUACGUGUUUAGCAUAGUUGGUACUCUAACAAGGACUUUGAUGGAUCAGCCGAUCAAAUACUUGUUAAAACUUGAACUUCAUUUAUUAAUUGUUAAUGUUUACUUAGAAGUUCUUGUUUCAUAUUAAAUUCUUUUAAUGGUCCUUUGAUAAUAUUCGCCCAUGAAAAUUUGCGCGGGGUUAGUCUGAAUGUUAUCUUACUGCAUAUUUCUUAUAAUAAAAAAUUCACAGGUUUGAGAGUGGAAGCAUUUAUGUCUUACUGCAUAUUACGGUUUGCUGCAAGCUUUUAUGCUGCUUUCCUGUGGACCCAAGGAAGAAUACUAAGCAACUUCUCAAAUUGUCAAACCAAAUUUUCAAUGAAGGACGCCUCUGUGUUCAUCCCGUUAUUGAGACUUUACAUACGCGUGAAUCAUUCUAGUAGGAUUCUGAAAGUUGUAUAGUUGGGGGCGGGUUGUGGAUGGCGUAUUGGCGCAUUUUUUUUUUUUUUUUUUAAUUCUUUUGGUUGUAAGUUAGAUCGAUUUAUUUCAGACGAGUAAGCGACAUGUAAAUACCAAUGUUUCAUUUAUAAUAGAUGUGAUAAGAUCAUCUUUGAUAAUAGUUUAA